AUGUCUUCCGGUGGCAACAGGUCUUGGUCCGAAGAAGAGGAGAACUACCUUUUGCAAACCCGCAUGCAAAAGAUGCCUUACAAGCACAUUGCUGCACAUCUCAAGAAGACCGAGUUGGCAUGCCGUCUGCAUUACCACCAGUUGUCGCACGGUAGCCAUCGCCGUAAGCGCACCUCGUCUGUUUCUUCGGCGACUUCUUGCAGCUCCGCCGGCCAGUCUCCGGCUUAUUCAAUGGCAGUGGACAAUGAUGAGUACUCUCCAUCGUCCCGCCACGGCUCGCCCAUGAGCUACACCGGCGGCAGCCCCACACAUUAG
This is a messenger RNA of Didymosphaeria variabile, 315 nucleotides long. RefSeq lists its product as uncharacterized. The coding region runs from base 1 to 315 and encodes 104 amino acids. The transcript is spliced from 2 exons. The record is from RefSeq and is a predicted model, not a curated record. Lineage: Eukaryota; Fungi; Ascomycota; Dothideomycetes; Pleosporales; Didymosphaeriaceae.